CCUUCCCGCCCGGAAGAGCCGCCGCAGUGCCACGUCUUCCCGCGCGCUCUCUGGGUCUGUUGCCCGUCCCCUGCGGACCUAGCUGAGCACCAUGGGCCGCGCCCCUAGCCCCGCCGCAGCGCUGCUUCUGCUCCUGCUGCUGCGCGCUGAGCGGCUGCGGGGCGCCGAGCUCACCUUCGAGCUGCCAGACAGCGCGCGGCAGUGCUUCCACGAGGAGGUGGAGCAGGGUGUGCGGCUGUCGCUCGACUACCAGGUCAUCACUGGAGGCCACUAUGAUGUCGACUGCUACAUGGAGGACCCCCUGGGGAACAUCAUCUACAGGGAAACCAAAAAGCAGUAUGACAGUUUCACCUACCGCACUGAGGUCAAGGGCGUUUACCAGUUUUGCUUCAGCAAUGAGUUCUCCACCUUCUCGCACAAGACUGUCUACUUUGACUUCCAGGUGGGCGACGAGCCCCCCAUUCUCCCAGACAUGGGGAACAAGGUCACGGCUCUCACCCAGAUGGAAUCUGCCUGUGUGACCAUCCAUGAGGCUCUGAAGACAGUGAUUGACUCCCAGACACAUUACCGGCUCCGGGAAGCCCAGGACCGAGCCCGAGCUGAAGACCUCAACAGCCGAGUCUCUUACUGGUCCAUUGGUGAGACGAUCGCCCUGUUUGUAGUGAGCUUCAGCCAGGUGCUGCUGCUGAAAAGCUUCUUCACAGAGAAACGACCUGCGCACAGGGCUGUCCACUCCUAGCCAAGGCGGCCCCAGGAUGGAGCAGUACUCCUGGCUGCCAGGUUCCUGCCACUUGCGUCCUUGCACCCCACAGCAGAGCCCACAGGACGCAGUGAUCUCAAGGGAUCCAAAUGCCUUCUGUGCACAGAACUGACUGGAAGAACAUUUACAGUCAGGCAAGGGGUCACACUGGGGAGGGCAGCGGGUGCGACCCAGGGCCCAUUGCUGGUGCCUCCAGUACCACUUAGGCCUCGGCUUCUACUCCAUGAUGCCUGUGUCCUGAGGCCUUGAGCCUUCUUCCUGUGGAGAGCAAUGGGACUCUCCACUCUGGCCUUUCCUCCCAUGGGACUCUGUACCUGAGGAAACCAGGUCCUGAAGCAGCUGUGCCGAUCUGCCUACCUACCCCAGGUGCCGCAGUUGUUGGCCACACAGGCAGGACCCACAUGAGGACUGUGUACCCUUGGCUGGCCCUGCAUCCCCCAGGAGGUGGGACUGGGCUAAUAAAGACGAGUGUGAGCACCUGCA
Molecule: messenger RNA, 1243 nt
Organism: Heterocephalus glaber (naked mole-rat)
Lineage: Eukaryota; Metazoa; Chordata; Mammalia; Rodentia; Bathyergidae
Gene: Tmed3
Product: transmembrane p24 trafficking protein 3
Source: RefSeq, a predicted model, not a curated record